UGCACUGCAGUCAUAUUUUCUGUCCUCUUGUUGUGAAGAUGCUCAAGUUUAUGAUUCUCUGUCAUGUCUGGUUCCUGAUCCACGAUGUGAUCGACGGUGUUGAAAACUCCACAGAUCUUCAGGCUAAGAGCUUCAGGUUUUGGACCAGUCUCUCUCCAUCAGAAGUGAACCGGUUUUCAGUAUUGGAGGGUCAUCAUGUGUGCCUGCCUUGUGGGGGGUUUGCCGGCUCCAAUGUAAUCUGGACUCAUCAGAACCGGAGGGUCCUGGUGACACGGCAGAGCAGCUACCAGACCAACGAUGACCGUCAGCAUUAUGUUCUGUUGGGUGAUGGAGGUCUCUGCGUGCUGAAGCUUGAGGAUUCAGACAGUGGAGCGUAUGACUGCAACCAGCAGCUGGUGGCUGAGCUGCAGGUGCUCACAGGGCAUGACUUCACUGUAGCUACGGGCAGGACGCUUCUGCUUCCCUGCAGAGGCUCCUCUAAGUCUAAACACAGGUGGUUUAGACAGAGAGAAGGGCAAAAGGAGGAGGUCAUCUUCACCCGUUUCAGAAAUGGUACAGGGAAAGCGGAAAUAGACGGGAGUCGCCUGAGCUACAUAAAUGACGCUCUGCAGAUCACAAACCUGCAGCCAGAGGACGCUGGAGACUAUUUCUGCAACAGAGUUCUGCAGGCAAAACUCACCAUCCUGGAAGAGCAUGCUGUGCCAGCCAGCAUCCCAUCAUCUACCACAAUAAGAACAGUCUCAUCUGUGUCAGUUGUGUUUGAAACGCAGAACCCAGCAAAGAAGAGACCAGAGAAUGCUCUGCUGCUGGUCACUGUCAUUGGUUUGGGGUUAAUGAUUGUCCUGAUCGCUUUAGUCUGUAUUUUCCUCACCAGCAUGAAGUGCAGAAAGAGGAGGAGACACAGAUAUGCAGCAAAAAGACGAGAAGAGACAGAGCUGCAGCUGUGGAUGACAUAUAAUGCCCAGACUGAGUAUGAGGUGUUUAAGCGUCCGUCCCUGCAGGAUGACAGCAUCCACUACGCCUCUCUGGGUCGACAGAGCUGGAUCCACAGACCCAGCUGGUCUCCACCAGAUCAGAGCACCAGUAAUGUUGUUUAUUCCUCGGUCAUCUCCAGACCUGCAGUCAAACACACUUUCUCCUGAUCCAGUUUAUUUCUGCCAUUCUUCGUCAAACAACAGUGAGAAGUGUUUGACCUUUUGUGUGUCAAUUACUUCUAAC
Molecule: messenger RNA, 1218 nt
Organism: Poeciliopsis prolifica (blackstripe livebearer)
Lineage: Eukaryota; Metazoa; Chordata; Actinopteri; Cyprinodontiformes; Poeciliidae
Exons: 8
Coding region: 39-1142 (367 amino acids)
Source: RefSeq, a predicted model, not a curated record